Nematocida homosporus is the source of this 441-nucleotide messenger RNA. Its product is annotated as dUTP pyrophosphatase. The coding region runs from base 1 to 441 and encodes 146 amino acids. The transcript has a single exon. The record is from RefSeq and is a predicted model, not a curated record. NCBI's taxonomy places the organism in Eukaryota, Fungi, Microsporidia. Gene Ontology annotation, biological process: dUMP biosynthetic process; dUTP catabolic process. Gene Ontology annotation, molecular function: dUTP diphosphatase activity; magnesium ion binding.
AUGACUACUCUAGAACCAGUUAGUUUCAAUAUUCAGUUGUUAAAUGAUAAGGGCCGAUGUCCUAAACGAGCUACUCCAGAAAGUGCUGGAUAUGACUUGUAUUCAGCUGAAACUGGAUGUAUUAAUCCCGGGGAAAGGAAACUUAUUAGUAUUGGGAUAGCCAUGAAAAUCCCAACUGGGUACUAUGGUCAAAUUAGUAGUCGCUCAGGACUUUGUUCUAAACAUGGUGUAAUAACUUUAGGAGGUGUAAUUGAUUCGGAUUAUCGUGGUGAACUUUUUGUGAUGCUUUUGAACACUGGAUCUCAGCCUUUUGAGUAUGCAGUGCAUGACCGAAUUGCCCAAAUACUUAUCAUUCCUGUUUUCCAAGCUAUGCCCCAAAUAGUUGAAUCGCUUAGUGCAACUGAACGAGCAGCUGGUGGCUUUGGAUCAACUGGCAAGUAA